Molecule: messenger RNA, 1885 nt
Organism: Phascolarctos cinereus (koala)
Lineage: Eukaryota; Metazoa; Chordata; Mammalia; Diprotodontia; Phascolarctidae
Source: RefSeq, a predicted model, not a curated record
CUGUCCCUCAGCGGCCGUGGCGGAGGUUCCGGUGUGGAUGGCGGCCGCAGUAAUGGCGGCUGCUAGCGCGGCACGGGCCGGGCCCGGGGCCCGGGCCCUGCGGGGGUCCUUGCCGCUCGUGGUGAUUCUCGGGGCCACCGGCACGGGCAAGUCCAAGCUGGCGCUGCAGCUGGGCCAGCGGCUCGGCGGUGAGAUCGUCAGCGCCGACUCCAUGCAGGUAUAUGAGGGUCUAAAUAUCAUCACCAACAAGGUCUCCCUCCAAGAACAGAGAAUCUGCCAACACCAUAUGAUCAGCUUUGUGGAUCCCCUUGUGAUGAAUUACACUGUGGUGGACUUCAGGAACAAAGCAACUGCUCUGAUUGAAGAUAUAUUUUCUCGAGAGAAGAUUCCAAUUGUUGUGGGAGGUACUAAUUAUUAUAUUGAAUCCUUGCUCUGGAAAGUUCUGAUCAACACCAAGGGGAAAGCUUUCCAUUCUUCAGAGGAAAUACGUAAGGGAGAGAAAGUGAUCGACAGGAAAAUGGAAUUGGAAAAAAUGGAUGGCUAUGAAUUGCAUUACCGGCUAAGCCAGGUGGACCCAGAAAUGGCUGCCAAGCUGCACCCCCAUGAUAAACGCAAAGUAGCCAGGAGUUUGCAAGUGUUUGAAGAAACAGGAAUCUCACAUAGUGAACUUCUUAGUCGUCAACAUGCAGAAGAAGGUGGGGGCCCCCUAGGGGGCCCCUUGAAAUUCCCUAACCCCUGUAUCUUCUGGUUACAUGCAGAUCAAGCAGUUCUAGACCAGCGCCUGGAUAAGAGAGUGGAUGAAAUGAUAGCUGCUGGGCUUUUGGAAGAGCUGAAAGACUUUCAUAGGCGCUACAAUCGUGAGAAAGUUGCUGAGAAUUGUCAGAACUACCAGCAUGGCAUCUUUCAGUCCAUUGGCUUCAAGGAGUUCCAUGAAUACCUGAUCAGUGAUGACCAAUGCAGUCCAGAAACCAGUAACCUCCUCCUUACGAAAGGUAUUGAGGCUCUAAAACAAGUGACCAAGAGAUAUGCUCGGAAACAAAACAAAUGGGUUAAAAAUCGCUUCUUAAGUCGCCCCGGACCCAAUGUGCCCCCGAUUUAUGGUUUGGAGGUAACUGAUGCCUUAAAAUGGGAGGAGUCAGUUCUGGGACCUGCUCUGCAGAUUGUGGGAAGCUUCAUCCAGGGCAGGCAACCUGUGGCCACUCCCAUCAGAUUGCAGUGUGAUGUAACUGAGAAUAAACGGAGUCAUCACAGAUGUGAACUAUGUGAUAGAAUCAUCAUUGGCGACCGAGAAUGGGCAGCGCAUACAAAGUCCAAGUCACACCUGUACCAGCUGAAGAAAAGAAGAAAAUUGGACCCUGAUGCUGUUGCCACCUCGCCAAGUCAAAGCCAUUUCCCUGAACCUGAUAAAGAACUGCAUGAGAGGGGUUCCCCAGGGCAGAGGGAUGAGGGAUUACAUUUCCUAUUUGAGAAGCCAGUGGCCAGCCAGGUCACAGGCUGACUGACCUCUGCGGCCAGAAAGCAAUGCCUAGCACGGGAGAGGGAGGAGGGAAGGCAGUAAAGAGCAGGCCUUUCCAGAACUGCUGGGACCCUCUGGUGCAAAAGGCUUCAGAGUGGACUGUCUUCGUGGCCCUGGCUGUUCAUGUCAGUCCCUCCACAGGGGGCUGGUAAUAGAGGGCUGGGCGUUGGGGACAGAGGGGUGUUAGUACAAUGACGACACCUCCAAAGCAGAGAUUUGGCCAGGAUAGUGACUGGGACACUCAGGCUUCCUAAUUGGGAGUGUUUAAACAUUCAUUCAUUCCUUCAUUCAUUCAGCAAUUUGAGUGCCUCCUAUGUAUAUCCAAGGCCCUAUGGUGUCUUAUUGUCAAUUACAAAGUCAUCUGAACCA